UUUUCCUCCGAUUCUCGAUCUCCUCCCUCACGGCGAACUUUCUAGACUCUCCAUCUCCGGCGAACUCGCUUCUCUCAUUUUCUCCGGCGAAUUCACUUAUCUGAGGAAGUAUGGGACGCAAAGCUGGCACCUUAUAUAUUAACCCAAGGAACUUUGGAAGUCUUCAGAAACCUUGCGCGAAAGAAAUGGUCUCGUUUCUAAAUUGUUUGACUUUAAAUCACAACAAGGAUGAGAAAUGUGGCAGGCAAAAGUCACUUUUGAGUACCUGCAUGGAAGCUCAGAGUGGCAAAAACAGAAAGCCCUGGGGUAGCAUCAAUUAUCAUCUGCAGAGGCUUAGCAGGGGAAGAAAGUAACUUGGAUCGAGAGUGUGGUUGCAGAUGGGCAUGUUUUGAAGUUAGAUACAGAGGUGGUUUCUCCAACUUCUUAAUGAACAACAUUUUCCUGAGAUGGUC
Messenger RNA from Solanum verrucosum, 452 nucleotides. RefSeq lists its product as uncharacterized. Gene Ontology annotation, molecular function: structural constituent of ribosome. Gene Ontology annotation, biological process: mitochondrial translation. The transcript is spliced from 3 exons. Bases 111 to 353 code for a protein of 80 amino acids. The record is from RefSeq and is a predicted model, not a curated record. NCBI's taxonomy places the organism in Eukaryota, Viridiplantae, Streptophyta, Magnoliopsida, Solanales, Solanaceae.